AUGAACUUUUCAAAUCACCCACCACCAACGUCAGUAAUUAAUCAAAAAAGAAAGUUCGGCAGCCACCACCACCACCCAAAGGCCAAAGCUGCCAUGACAUCUUCGCAAGUUCAUGUAGCAGUGGUUUCUCAAACUCUGAGCUUUCUCUUUUUCCUCUUCUUUUGUAAAGGAGCCUUCGGGGUUACUUUUACUAUUGUAAACGACUGUGGGUUCACUAUCUGGCCUGUUAUCAAUAGCUAUCGACCUUUUAUAAAUGAAACCGGAUUUGAGCUCGCAAAAGGUGACUACGGCAGCAAUGGGACCACUUUUACUGAUUUCAGCAUCAAUCAAACCCAAACCCACAGCCAGGAUUUUUAUGAUGUCAGCAUUUCCGAGGGCUACAAUUUGCCCAUACUUGUGGAGGCCACUUCAGGUUCAGGUUCAGGUUUAAGUAGUUGUGCGAAGACGGGUUGUGUUGAAGACUUGAAUAAGCAGUGUCCAAAGGAGCUAAGUUCAGCAGAUGGAAAGGUAUGUAUGAGUGCUUGCUUAGCUUUUGGCUCUCCAGAGUAUUGUUGCGGUGACUCCUUCUCGUCACCCUCAUCUUGCAAGCCAACAGCAUAUGAUCAGUUUUUUAGAUCAGCCUGCCCAAGAUCUGAAAUAUAUACUACCAGGUCCGAUCGAAAGUCUAGCAUAUAUACGUGUAAUGGUGCCAAUUACACCAUUAGAUUUUGUGCUGCUGCAGAUUCAUUUUCAACAAUCAAACUUGGUGGCCAACUCAAGUCUACAGACCAGCUUGUUUCGGUGCGUGGAAAUUUUACAUUAGGGUUCUUUGGUGAAGAUUACAGUUACUUGGGAAUUUGGUACACAAGCGAUGUUCUAUCCACAAAAGUAUGGGUAGCUAAUCCAAAUGCACCGAUCAUAUCCACCCCAGGCACUCAUACCCUAUCCAUCAGUGCCAAAACCGGAGACUUGGUCAUCAGUGCAGGAUCCAAAACUCUAAUGAGAAUCACCGAUGUUAAACUGGGUCCAAACGCAAAUGUGACUGCAACCCUCGAAGAUAAUGGUAAUUUCCGGCUGAUUAACCAAGUUGACAAAAGAGUUUUGUGGCAGAGUUUUGAUCACCCAACCAAUGUACUUUUACCUGGCAUGAAGCUUGGGUAUGACAUGACAGCAGGCCAGAAUUGGACUUUGACUUCUUGGUUGAGCAAUGAAAACCCUGAAUCAGGACCUUUUACUCUGAGUUGGGAACCCACUCAAAAAGGAUCCCAGAGAUUAAUGAUUCGACGACGAGGACGACCCUACUGGACUAGUGGGAAUCUAAACAACAAAAUAUUUCAAUAUAUGUUUGCAUUGAAUGGCCCAGGUAGUCAAUCCAUGUAUAAUCUCACUUUUGUAUACAACAAUAAAGAAAGAUACUUUAGCUAUGAUGGUAGUACUUCUGUUUUACCCAUGUGGAUUUUGACACCAAACGGCCAUAUUAGAGAUAUUAAUAAUGCUACUGCUUGGAGCCCUGAGUUUUGUUAUGGAUACGAUACUGGUAAUGGUUGUGUGGAGUCGAGUUUUCCUAAGUGCAGGACAGAGAACGAUAAUUUUAGUAAAAAGAAUGGGGAUUUUGCUCAGGAUAUGACAAAAAGUGUUACUGAUGGGAACUCAAGCUUAAGCUUUAACGAUUGUUUUGUUAAGUGCUGGAAUGAUUGCAAGUGUGUGGGGUUCAAUAGUAAUACCACCAAUGGAACUGGUUGUGUAAUUUGGACAGGAAUCAAUAGGUUUUUGGUUAAUCCUCUUGAUAACUCUACAUCAAAGUAUGUGAUCAGCCAAAAUCCAGACAAUCGAAGUACAGGAAACAAUACACAAAAGAGCAAGAAUUGGAUAUGGAUAUCCAUUACUGUUUCCAUUCCUCUUGUUUUCCUUUGUUUUGGGGCUUUAUGGUAUAUAAAGAAGAGAAAGCAUAGACAAAAAGAAAUUGAGAGACGGGAGAGAGAUGAAUAUUUUGUGGAGCUGACAACUUCUGAAAGCUUCAAGGAUGUACAUCGACUUGAACCAGAUGGUGUGAAAGGAAAUGAUUUAUUAUUAUUUAGCUUUUCCUCUAUCAUGGCUGCCACCAAUGAUUUCUCGGUUGAAAAUAAGCUCGGACAAGGUGGUUUUGGACUUGUUUACAAGGGAAAACUAAGUGAUGGGAGAGAAAUAGCAAUCAAAAGGCUUUCAAGAACAUCAAAGCAAGGGCUUGUGGAAUUCAAGAAUGAACUAGUACUCAUAGCUAAACUCCAACAUACAAAUCUUGUUCGAGUUCUCGGUUGUUGCAUUCACGGGGAAGAAAAGAUGUUAAUAUAUGAAUAUAUGCCCAAUAAAAGUUUAGAUUUCUUCGUAUUUGAUGAAAACAGAAAGCCAGAGUUGGAUUGGCCUAAACGAUUUAUCAUUAUUGAAGGAAUUGCUCAAGGGUUGUUGUACUUGCAUAAGUACUCAAGAAUGAAAGUUAUUCAUAGGGAUCUAAAAGCUAAUAACAUUCUUUUAGAUGAGAGGAUGAACCCCAAGAUUUCUGAUUUUGGUAUGGCAAGAAUAUGCGAGCAAAAUGAGACCGAGGCAAUGACUAACAGGGUGGUUGGAACAUAUGGUUAUAUGUCUCCUGAGUACGCAAUGAGGGGGAUUUUCUCAGUCAAGUCCGAUAUCUUCAGCUUUGGUGUCUUGAUCCUGGAAAUCAUCAGUGGAAGAAGAAAUAGUAGCUUUGUCCAUCUUGAUGAGACAUACAACCUUAUUGGAUAUGCAUGGGUGCUAUGGCAACAAGGGGAUACAUUGGAAUUAAAGGACCCAUCACUUGGAAAUACUUGUGAUGAACAACAAUUCUUGAGGAUUGUUCAUGUUGCCCUUCUCUGUGUACAAAAGAAUGCAAUAGAUAGGCCAACAACAUCAGAGAUGAUCUCCAUGCUUCUCAAUGACUCCAUAUCACUACCCACUCCAAACAGACCAACAUUUUUGAUAGGUGGAGGGGACUCAAAAUCAACUUCAUAUGAAAUCAAAGCAGAAGAUUUCUCUGUGAAUAAUGUGACCAUCUCUGUUGUUGGGGUCGAUAGGGUUUGAAAGUAGCUUCAGCAUAUCAUUCUUUGUGAAAAACUUUUCUGUAAUAUAAUUUAUAUUUAUUCAUUUUUAUAGGAGAUGCAAAUCCACUUUUCUAUACUUGUUAAUUGUUAUAUGCAUCCAGAAUUGCCACUUCAAAAUACAAAGUACCCUUUUUAGAGGUCUAUCCAUAUUAAAUACGUUGAUAAAUAAGUAAAGAACAUCUUGUGCAAGCUUGUGGAUAGUAGAUUCAUUAUUAGCUCAAUUUCAAAGCUUUCUCAGUCUAGGAAGUCUGGAUGUAACAUGCAUAAAAAUCAUGUCAAAUUAAAACUUUUUAAAAUCAUUCAGAAACCAUUAAUUAUUACAAAGUGUUUUCAAAAUAGUUUCAUAUCAAAGUU
This is a messenger RNA of Lactuca virosa, 3428 nucleotides long. The record is from the annotation of a GenBank genome assembly. Lineage: Eukaryota; Viridiplantae; Streptophyta; Magnoliopsida; Asterales; Asteraceae.